This is a messenger RNA of Doryrhamphus excisus (bluestripe pipefish), 3941 nucleotides long. RefSeq names its product hexosaminidase d (gene hexd). Lineage: Eukaryota; Metazoa; Chordata; Actinopteri; Syngnathiformes; Syngnathidae. Gene Ontology annotation, molecular function: hexosaminidase activity. Gene Ontology annotation, biological process: carbohydrate metabolic process. The record is from RefSeq and is a predicted model, not a curated record.
CAUUGUUUGCGGAUAUGCUACGAGAUAGAGAAUCAAAGUCCACUUUGUUACGGUUUAUAGUUCUGUACUCCUAUUUAUACGAUAUUUGAAGUAAGUAAGUACCAAAAUGUCUACGUUGUGUGCUCGGGUAUUUCUUUUUCCUCUUAAGGUUUAGCUACCAUUCAUAAAAAGAAGCACACACAUCUUGUUGCUUUAUUUAUUGAGACCUACUGUACACUGCUACAAAAGGCAGGAUGAGGAAUCCACCGUGGCCCACAGGGAAGAAACUGGUACAUCUGGAUUUAAAAGGUGCCCCUCCGAAAAUUGAAUACCUACACCAGCUGAUAGAGUGCUUCUCUCAGCUGGGUGCUGAUGGCCUCCUUGUGGAAUAUGAGGACAUGUUUCCUUAUGAGGGAGAGCUGAAGCUGCUGCAGGCCACAGCACAACCUGCAUACAGCCAAGAUGAGAUAUUGUCCUUGCAGACAGUUGCAAAAUCUAAGGGAAUGGAGAUUGUACCACUUGUGCAGACCUUUGGCCAUAUGGAGUUUGUGCUCAAGCACCAAGCCAUGUGUAACUUGAGAGAAGUGUCAACCUGUGUGGGCACACUCAAUCCUCUCAGAGAAGAUGGGUUAAAGCUUGUAAUGGAGAUGUUGAGGCAGGUGGUGGAGCACCAUCCAGGUCUAAAGACACUGCACAUAGGCGCAGAUGAGGUUUACAGGUUGGGUGAGGGUGACAUGUCAAAAUUAUGGUUGGCUUCACCUGGACGCACAGUGGAGCAACUUUUCUUGACCCAUGUCGUAUCGGUGGCAAGGUACAUCAAAGCGGCGUGGCCUGACAUCACGAUCAUCAUGUGGGAUGAUAUGAUGAGAGGGAUGAGCCAGGACACAUUGAAAGCUAGUGGUAUUGCAGGACUCGUCCAACCAAUGCUGUGGGAUUACACACCUAAUCUGGAUGUGGACAAAACAGUGUUGUUGCUGGAGAAGUACUACAGUGCCGGUAUGCAAGAUAUCUGGGCAGCAAGCUCCUUUAAAGGCUCCACCUGUGUUUACACCAGUGUUCCCAGCACACACAGACAUGUCGAGAACCAUUUGCAAUGGUUGAAGGUGGCAGCGUCUCUCCCCACAGGUUUAAAUCUGAAGGGCAUUGCCAUAACAGGCUGGCAAAGGUAUGACCACCUGUCUGUGCUUUGUGAGCUCAUGCCAGUGGCUCUUCCUUCACUGGCAACUUGUCUCCAAACACUUCUCCACGGCCAAUUGAGUCCUGAGGUUCAAAGCAAAGUGACGAAAAUGUUGGGUGUCUCCUCUGUGGAGGCAGAGUUCAUGGGAAGCGCUUCUGGUGAUGCCAUCCUGUUCCCGGGAAGGACACUGGCAGAGUCGAUUGUGGAACUGGAUGCACUCCUUACCACAGAGGACAUCAUGUAUUUUGAAAAAAAUAUGUAUGUACGUGGAUGGUUUAGUCCCUACCACAGAGCAAGAAGGAUGCUGAAUCCUCUUAUCGCCGUGCAGAUUCACAGUCAAGCAUCAGGGUAUUUGGCUAUGCUGCAACAGAAGGUGGCUGCGGUAAGAGAGCAGAUGAGUCAUUUUUACCCAGAUUCAACAGCACAAGAGUGGAUAGAGGAGCAUGUUAGCCCGGUGAUGGCCCCCCUGCAGAGCAUUAUUGAUGAAAUCUCAGAGUGCACAGUGAAGAUAGUUCCAUAGAAUCAUCUUCCUUUUUAGUGCUAAUGUAAAGACUAAAGGAUUGGGGAGUACAUAACAUUAUGGUUCCUUGACAAAAUUAAACCCAAUAAAUAUAGAAUGAUUUUCAAUUGGAAUUCAUUUAUUUCUCUAUGUACUUACAGUAUAUACAGGCCUGAUUCAGAACACUUUUCAUUUUUUAAUUAUCUCGUGUAGUGACCUCGAGAUGACUGAAUUUGAAGAAUGAAAAGGUGUCACUUUAUAAAGAAAUUGAUGAGCUGAAAGGGAAAGCGGAAGCUUAGAAUAAACAAAUUGAUGAAAAGGAUCACAUAUCAAACAUAGUAUGUAAUUGUGACUGGGCUUUACGUUACAUGCAGGUAUUAUGCUAGUGCAGCUGAUAACACGGUGCAGAAGAUGUUUCUAUAAAACAGCAACAGGUGGAUGCGAAUGUCAAUGUUUGGCUGGUAUAAGGACACCACACAUCAUCGUCAUAGAGUUGAUGAUGAGAAAGAAGCGAACGUCUACAUGAAUAAGCAUCUGACCUAGCAGGAGCAGGAGAAAAUGUCAAUGUUUCAGUGCUUGCUGCACAACUUGUUCACAAACUUGCUGCAAAUUUUGCCAUUCAGCUCCUUCUGAAAUAGAAAGUUGCACAGUUCAUGUGCAUUCAAAUUAAAUUCAGCUGUAAACGUUACAUAGUGCAUUUUAGCUUCAUCCUGAAAAUUCACACAAAAUAACCCUGACUUUUUGAGUAGGGUAUGUCUUUGGUUAACACACAGAGACGUAACAGGCAGAGGAAAUUCACACAUCAUUUACCCGACUGGCUUGUAAUUAGCUUAGUGUGUAAAAACAACCAAAAACUGGGUGGUCCAGGAAACUGUUUGGUCCGUUGACACACAAUAAAUACCGAUCAGGGUUCAGUAGAAAGGCACAGUAAUCUAGAAUGUCUUGCCAAAUAAUACUUUACAUAUAAAUUUGAAUGUAAGAAUAUAUGCAUGCAUGUAAUUCAAGUCUGUAGGUAAGCAUACCAAGCAAUAAAGGCAUCACAUGUUAUGUCUUGGCAGUGGCAGCAUCCCAAAAUCCAUCCAGUCAAACUUACAAGUUUAUUUACAUAUGAACCUGUGUCAACGUUUUUCUUUUUCAUCCUCUGAAUCGCUGCUGUUACCCGAGGAGUCCACUUCCUCCUCUGUGUACUCUGCCAUUUUAUCCUGCUGCCCUCGCUCCUCCAGACCCAAAAAGCUCUUCAGCAGUGUCUCUAGGGCUUCCACAUCACUGACAAGUAAUGGAGGAAAGAAAAAAAGCAGUCAUGGUCAAUCUUUUAUGUCAAUGUAUAAUCAGAAAAAAAUAUAUAUAUACAGUGGAACCUCUAUAAGCACAAUUGGAUUUAUCACAUAUCAAGCUCCAAUUUGGCUGUUGUGGCUUGUUGAUACGUUCUUUCCUUUCGACACCGUGUGGAAGUCGAGAAGAGUCUCCCUUUUAAGACGGGUAUCACACCCCUCAGCCUCCCUGGAAAAGUCCAUCUAUUCCAGAGUGCUGGAGCUAAGACUAUUGGUGGGACUCCAAUGUUCUGUCACUGUAUGUUGCAUUUAGUUUUGUAUUUUGACACAAAAAUUAUGUAAUUUCCCAAAUUGUACAACUUCAUGAGCUAAAUUCUAUCUGUAGAGGUUCCACUGUAUCUUGUAGGCUGUUAGUAGUUGAGAGCUACCUGCGCCCCCCAAGCGUGGCACUCUGAGUCAACGGGUAGGAAAAGCCUGUAGCCAGACGUAACAUCAAGAGGUAGCCUUUCCCCAAAUAACGGACCCUUUCUUCUUGAAUGCAGACAUCAUGGAGAUGCCUCAAGUCCAACACAACUUAAAAGGGGAGAAAACCGAAAAAGACUUUAAAUGUGUAUUACUGUACUUCCCAAUAGUGGAACCCGCUUAUCUCAACGCCUCUUGGUUGGCGUCAUAAGCGGAUUCCACUGUAGAUAACCCCUCUCUCAGUCACAACUUACCUUUCUCUUGUCCCUUUUUCCACAAUGUCAAAACUAAAGUGUACAAGCUAAUGGUUUUGAGUUCAAUAACAUUUGUAGUUUUGUCAAACACUGCCUCUUCCCAUUCUUCCAUGUUCUGCAUUGCUACAAACAGACAGCCCGUCACGUAGAAAAGCUUCCACAAGAUGCUAUCUGUGUAGAAAACAUGACAAAUAGGGGCAGUCAUGAAAUAUAUGUGUCAAGCAAUGAAAUAUAUUAAUAUAUACAUAUAAUACAUAUAUGUGUUUGUGUACCAGAGCUGUAGUAUGCAGCCGCCAACC